Molecule: messenger RNA, 816 nt
Organism: Culex quinquefasciatus (southern house mosquito)
Lineage: Eukaryota; Metazoa; Arthropoda; Insecta; Diptera; Culicidae
Exons: 2
Coding region: 49-765 (238 amino acids)
Source: RefSeq, a predicted model, not a curated record
GGUGCAACAUUUCUGCUGCUCUCGACAAAAAUUGAUCUGCCAAAAACAAUGGUUUCUGAAGCAACUUCCGAAAACAAGUUCACCCCAGUCUGUGUGACGGUGAGCCACCCCGUCUCGAUCGACAACCAAAACUCGCUGGCCAAAGCCACGUGGCACUACUGGUCGGCCACCUACUAUCGGGAGCUUCCUAUCGGCGAGGAUGCCUUCGUCCGGAUGUGGAAGACGCUCAUUCUGCGUCAUCUGCAGGAUGUCAUCCAGCCCUCUUCUCCUCGCACAGUGGAACAGCUGGUCCCGAUUUACGGCACCAUGGCCAUUCCCACGCCGCUAGCGGACCUGCUGAACGCGCUCGGAGUGUACGAAGAUCGUGUCACUGGCAUCCGUCACUGCGUGGUGCCGCCAACUCCACCGGUGAAACUUUCCCCCGACAGCUGGUGGAAACUCGAUGGCCAGAUCGUGCGGGACUGGGUCCUGACUAACACGGCGAUGCAGCAGUUUUCACUGGGGUUGGUUCAGCUGCACGAGUUUGACCAGGGCCAAGCCAAAUUCAUCGACCGUCCACUGAUGCUGACCACAAGACAGUGCGAUGAUGAGGUGGGAACGGUUACGAUCAAAGCGAGAGCCGCUGGACCACGGCCGGAAGAUGCGCUGGUUCGUGCCAACAAUGACGAACUGUUCGAGAAUUCCUAUCCGGUGGGGGAGUGCGGCAUUGUGAUGUGCUCGGUCAACGCACCGUGCACCAGGGCCACGUCCAUUAGACGGGUUUAAGAAGAGGUUAUGUGAGAAGGACUUCUGCAAAAAUUCGUAGAGUAUUAUACA